Molecule: messenger RNA, 837 nt
Organism: Cetraspora pellucida
Lineage: Eukaryota; Fungi; Glomeromycota; Glomeromycetes; Diversisporales; Gigasporaceae
Source: the annotation of a GenBank genome assembly
AUGUCUGUGCGUCCAUUUGUAGAACUUUCAUCAGAAAGAUAUGUUGAGAACAUUUCUACUUCGCUUUGUCCUCAACAACCUUUAAAUAAUAACAACUUGAAUAAUUCUACGUUUUCAUGUGUGACCUCACCUGUAAUUAGUGAUUAUGAUAAUGAAUCAUCAAGAAACAUUUCCAAUAAUUUUAAAAAUUUAACAACAAAAACUAUUACUACACCUACAAUUGAUGAACCUAUUCUUACUCCACCUGGAAGUGAAUGUGAAAAUGAAACACUUGAUAUAUCUGAUAAACCUGAUAAACUUGAUAAAAAACUUGAUAAAAAACUUGAUAAAAAACUUGAUAAAAAACUUGAUAAAAAACUUGAUAAAAAACUUGAUAUGAAUAAAGACCUUACAGAAGCUAAACGCGUAAAGAAUUUAUUAAAUCUUUUCCCACCACCAUGUACAGCAGAACAAUUUUUUAAUGGAAAUUCAUCAAAAGCAGCUGAUGGUAGAACCAAAAGACCAUGUAAUAAAUUUAUAAUUUUUCGUAAAGUAGCUCAUGAUCAAAAAGCCAAUACAAUUAAAUUAAUGAAUUAUAAUGAACGAAUAUUUUCAAAAUAUAUUGGUAUUAUAUGGAAAGAUUUAAUUACAUCUGAUGAAAAAAGUCAGUAUAAAGAAUUAGCAGAAAAAGUUGCAAUCUUACAUAAAUGUCAAAAUCCUGAAUAUAAAUAUAAACCAAGAAGAGAUAGAGCUAUAUGGAAACAAUAUUCUCCUUCUAAUCAACGAAGGAAAAAAUCUCAAUCACAAGAAUUUCAGGAUGAUUUUUCUCGAUUAGAUGAACUUAUGCCAAUGUGGUAG